AUGACUACAACACCGCUUGCCAAUGGGAUUUAUCUCCGCUCAAGCCUGAAUACGGAUCUUGUCGCAGGACUUCACUCGUUGGCUGGAUUUAGCCCUGAUAUCAUCCCUUUGGGUGGAGACGCCGAUCCAGCCAACCUUGUCGCGUCCUACGAGCAGUUUAUUGCUCACGAUGUUGAUCCUGACGAUGGCUCCACUCCGGUUUACCUCAGGGGUGAAGCGGUCGUGUCCAGCGGCUCUGGACCUGUCGAGGAAACGGUGACUCUACGAGCCGUACAGAACGAGCUCAUACUUUGGCCCCAAAUCUGGGAGAACGUCAAGGGCUUCGGGAAUGCGCAACUGACCGCGUCCAGUGAUGGAGAGGUUGUGGCGGUUUCGACUCCUAUGUCAUACAGCGCAUCGCAGGGACUGGGUCGCCAUGCUACCUUCAUUGCGUCGACGACCAACACGCCCCAAGGGCUGUCGAGCAAGGUCACCAAUUGGCGCAACUUGGUCACCUACGUCGGCCAGGAAUUGUCUUUGGCAACCUACAACUGCACAUUCGCCGAUCCGACCUCUAUUGCGGUCAGUCUGGCCACAAGAUUCCGUCUCCUCGAGGAUACGGCUCAGACUGUCAACAUGGUAUUCUCCAUUGAAGCUGUAGGAACCCCCUCGAGCAACAUUGAUGUUUCGUUUUCUUGCUUUGGCGCUACGCCUGACAACAAGCCCUUCUCGUUUACUCAACAACGUGUUUCCUUAUACCCUUCCGACUCGGUUACAUUAGCGGUUGCGGUUCCGGCAAACUUUGACGGCAUGUUCAUGCUCAAUAUUUUCAACGACAAGGCUCAAGUCUUCAGCGACUAUUCUUCCAUUUCGGUAGUAGCUUACGCCGCCGACGCGCCUGGCGGGCAGCAAACAUAUGUCUUAUUGGGCGGUGAACAUGUCGUCUUCCACUCCGAUAAGCGAGUGAAGCAGCAGCUGAAGCGCCACGCCGCUAGAAAACUUAUGAAUGCUGCCGCCCACACGUAUAAUGCUGCUGCCACCACGGGCAGUGGUUAUCCGUUCUACUUCAGAGAAUCGGUAUCCGACACGGACACGUUCCCAAGAAAUGAGAAUGCAUCCCACUCGCCCGAUAUUCAACCCCUUGGACACCAAGCCGUUGCUAACAUAGACUCGGUUCUUGGAGGAUCAAACUACACCGUCGAUGUCAGCGAUCAACGGUCGAUUGUACUGGACAAGGAAAUGUCUAACUACGUGUAUCUUCGAGGCACAACUAUUCAGAGUACGUCAGGCCAGACUCGCCUUUUUGCAGUUCCGAGUGGGCUUCUCCUUCACCCAUCUAUCUACGAACAAUACUCCAUCUUGGACUACGACUCGAACGGAGAUUCUACAGGGCCUGAGUUCCAACCAUAUAAUACUUCUGGGGGAGCCAAGCCCGUGGUUAUUGAGAAGCCGUUCAACUGCGUCAACCUGCCCCCGCUUCCCUCCGGAAGUGACCACUUCUGCCUUAUUGCAGAGUGCAUGCCUGACGGGUUCGACCCGUCGACAGGCAUGCCGUACGUGUGGCCACACCAGGAGUCCGGAGAGUUCGCGACGGGCGCAGAAUUUAACUCGUGGGUCCUGAGCACCCCUUACGUCGCGUGGAGGAAUAUUUGUUACACGACAAGCCCGGAUGCAGCCACUCAGGUCUUACGUAGCAGUGUCACAAUUCCUCAGGGCUUCAGUUCAACUGACACCUGGACAAUUCAAGUCAACGCGAUUAACUGUCCGAUUGGCUCUGCGGUCUCGAUGGAUUCUGACGAUCCUGAUGUCUCAUACGGUAAGACGACGAUUACAAGCUCUAACAGCUCCGGUGGCCCCGUGAUCACAGGCAAGGCAGCGGGCUGGAAUUGUCAGCUCGCCAUUAGCUGGUAUUCGAACGGCAAGGCGAUACAAGAUGGUCAGCGGAUUGAUGCUAACCUCAUCUGGAGGACAUACUUUUCAUCCAUGGUGAGGCACGCAUACAAAACUGCUGGAAAGCCUUCCGGUCCUCUUCAGAUCAAGGUUGGAGAAAACUAUCCGAACGUCGACGCAUCUGUUUCAUCAGCACCACGAAAGCGUGGGGUGGCUGGCAAGCCCGAAGUCCCGAAGAUCGGCGGUGCAUGGCGUCGUCGUCCUCUUGGAAGCUCGUAUUUCAUGCAAGCUGGUGUCCUCGUCGAUUAUGUCAUCGGCGUUGACUCCCUUGCCUGUAACCCAGCCUAA
Molecule: messenger RNA, 2217 nt
Organism: Fibroporia radiculosa
Lineage: Eukaryota; Fungi; Basidiomycota; Agaricomycetes; Polyporales; Fibroporiaceae
Exons: 11
Coding region: 1-2217 (738 amino acids)
Source: RefSeq, a predicted model, not a curated record